AUGUCUCGCUGGCUUUUCCCCUGGUCAGGCUCAAUCAAGAAGCGGGCCUGUCGGUACCUCUUACAGCAUUACCUCGGUCACUUCUUGCAAGAACGACUGAGUUUGGAACAGCUGAGUUUGGACCUGUACAAUGGUAGUGGUGUCAUCAAAGAAAUCAACAUCGAUGUUUGGGUGAGUUAGUCAAAGUAGUAAGGCAGUUUAACUGUCAAGGAACAACUGGUCCCCUUUGUGUGUUCCCAUGCACCCCGACCCUCAACUAUUUAUUUCGCAAUUUCAGGACUUGAGUCAACAAUCAUCGUCAUAUCCUCGCUUCUCGUGAGUUCAAGGAACAACAGUUCCGAUAAAUAUUUUUGUUAGCAUCUGAUUGGAAAAUAACUCGCCUAAUCCAUUGUCCCUGCAGUUCCGUUGAAAUAUACUGUAUAUGACUUAGAUCUCGCAAACUCACUCACUUUCAAUCUGCACAUCAGACAAAACCGUUGCCCGACGCCAUUUCCACAAGUUGUUUAUUGUAAAACAUGGUGUUUCUUUUUCAAACAUCAUCUUCCACUCAUCUCUAUUCAUUUCUCAUCGCCCAUUUCCUUCCUUCCUCCCCUCCCCCCAGGCGGUCAACGAGCUAUUGGAAUCUCUUGGGGCUCCAUUUGAGAUUGUGGAUGGGUUUGUGAGCAACAUAGAGGUGACAAUUCCAUGGUCAGCUCUUGUCACCGACCACUGCACCCUCGUCAUCUCAGGCCUUCAGAUAACAUGCAGACCCAAGUACAGGACCAGUAAGUCUCAGCCUGACAGCCACUCUGCCUGACGAAUGAGUUCUUUGUUGUUACCUUGUUAUUGAUUCAGCUCCUGUUCCUGUCACUGCCUCAGGCCUGUCAGUUUCAGGAAGGAAGUUGUGGUAACCAUUGAUUAGCUAGCUACCUUUAGAAUGUCAUUGUCAACAAAGACAAAUACAGUUGUCUAGUACUAGCUAACUCUUUGUUGUAAACCAAUGUCAGAGCUCAAGAGAAGACAUAUUACACUAUCCCAGGCUCAACAUUUUUCAGAGCCAGCUGCAAACCAAUUAACAGAUGACUAUGUUGCUCAGUGAUACAGUUCAGUAUGUUCAUGAGUCAUCACUUAUCAUUUAUUACAGUCACUGAAUCAUGCCUUGUUUUUGUUUACGUGUAGGUGGGGGUUUGGACUCCCAGGGCUGGUCCACAUGCAUGACCUCCAGCAUGCAGCUGGCCCAGGAGUGCCUAAAGGACCCACCUGAGGCGUCAGAGGAGCCGCCUGCUCCACUGGAGGGCCUGGAGAUGUUUGCACAAACUAUUGAGACGGGUGAGUCACUGUGUAGGCCUUGUUUGCAUGUGUGCGUGGCAGUGAAAAGCGUGCACCUGUUUUAAAGUUGUCAUUAUUGUACCUGUACUGUCCCCUGUGGUUGGUUAUAGUGCAUUCUGAAGAUAACAUAUUUUUCAGUCAUUUUCAAACUGUGUCAGUCGUGUACUGUCCAGUCCAAGCUUGUGAGAUAAGGACUCAAAUCACAUCACUGGUGUCCCUUGUUAGUGUCUUUGUGACCAAUAUGCUUAGUGAUAAUGAAUGUCCCUGUUUGUGUUUUGCUGCAGUCCUGCGUCGGAUAAAAGUCACCCUCCUGGACACAAUAAUCCGAAUAGAGCACCAGCCCCUGGACAUGGAGACGGGCAUUGCCUUAGAGGUGCACAUCAAACGGUAUUUUGGUUCUCACCGCACUGACACUCUCACACUGCCUGUGGUGGUCCGUCCACCUUUGACCAGUUUAGAAGUCAGGAAGGAAACGAGAUGAGGAAACACUUGAGGCAAACCUGCAGUGCCAAACUGUCUCUGGAUUUGUCUGUAGAUCCAAAGAGAACCUUUGAACCUCGGAGAAGCUUCACUAUCUUUGGUAGAGCUUGUAUGUGUGUAUGGUGGGUGUUUUGGCUGAGGUUGAAGGUUAUACAGCGUUGUUGUGCUGAGUGUUCUUCUCUGCCCCCGGUGGCUGUGUGGUGCGCUGCAGGCUGGAGUACUGUGACGAGGCGGUGAGGGACCCCAGUCAGACAGUGCCUGUAGACAUCCACCAGCCCCCUGCCUUCCUGCACAAGAUCCUCCAGCUCAGCUCUGUUCAACUGCUGUACGAGACCACUGGAGGGCCCCAGGUAGCACACUGUUUCACAUUGACCAUGGCACAUAUCAAUCCCCUCAUGUACACACAGUCACUCUCACAUGCAUAUACUCACAUGCAUAUACUCUCAUAUUGGGUCCCAAUAUAACACACACCUCUUAUAGAGACUAAAUACUAACUUAGAAACUACUCACAUACUCUCAUACAGUAUUUCCUCUCACUCUCCCCCUAGUUUGAGAGGCAAAAUGAGACUAGGGGCUGAUUGGAUAAGAGCGUCUGCUAAAUGACUUAAAUGUAAAUAGACUGUACCAACCAGUGGUGCUAAGGGUUAACCCUGGUAAUAUUUCUCUCCUCCUCAGGGUCCUUUAAGAGCUGACACCCCUGGCUCAGCCUCAGCCAGCGAAGAGGAGGAGGUAGGUGAUGAGGAGGACGAUGACUCUCCAGUCGCCCCCACCUCCCCCCCUCCGGCCACCCAGCAGCCCCUCCUCAUCGGCAGCUGUUCCGGCUUCAUGGAGACCACAGUCAAGAUCAAACAGAACGACAUGCUGCCUGGACCUAAGGUGUGUGUUUGUCUGUGGUUUGGUUCAGUUCCUUCCUGUGUGUUUAACCUAGAUUUUAAGAACACUGUCUUGUUUUGUCACUAUUAUUCCAACCAUUUUCUCCUUAUCUUUCAGUUGGAGCUGGAUGGGAAGGUGGGCUUCCUUCACCUGCUGCUCUCUCCAGACCAGAUCACUCACCUGACCGACCUUCUAUCUGCCCUCUGCAUCGACACAGGUGAGUAAAGAAACUGGUUACCUGUACCUCCCCACCUGCAUUCCACCUACACUGAGUAUACAAAACAUGCUCUUUCCAUGACAUAGACUGAUGAGGUGAAUCCAGGUGAAAGCUGUGAUCACUUAUUGAUGUCACCUGUUAAAUCCACUUCAAUCAGUGUAGAUGAAGGGGAAGAGACAAAUUAAGGAAGGAUUUCUAAGCCUUGAGACAUUGAUUGAUUGUGUGUGUGUGUGUGUGUGUGUGCUAUUCAGAGGGUGAAUGGGCAAGACAAAAAAUGUAGGUGCCUUUAAGCGAGGUAUGGUAGUAGGUGCCAGGCGCACCGGUUUGUGUCAAGAACUGCAACGCUGCUGGGUCUUUCACACUCAACAGUUUCCCGUGUGUGUCAAGAAUGGUCCACCACCAAAAGGACAUCCAGCUAACUGGACACAACUGUGGGAAGCAUUGGAGUCAACAUGGGCCAGCAUCCCUGUGGAACGCUUUCGACACCUUGUAGAGUCCAUGCCCUAACAAAUUGAUGCUGUUCUGAGGGCAAAGGGGGGGUGCAACUUAAUAUUAGGAAGGUGUUCUUAAUGUUUUGUACACUCAGUGUAUGUGUCUUAGUUCCACAUCCUUAUUUCAUUGACAGUGGAACAAAACUCACUUAAUUGAACACACUUUAUUUGGAUCCACAGUUCAGUGUAUUUUAACCAUGCUCAUCAUCAUACACACUGUGUACUGCAGACCCUGUAUGAUUCCUCCCUGUCUAUCCUACCAGAGCCUGAGGCCAGUGGUGCUGGGGUUCACAGCCGUCCCCUGGACUCUGAGGACCUGCGUCUGAUAGAGGAGGACUUGAGCAAACAGUUGAGCUCCAGCCCCGGAGAUGGAGAUCCGGACUGGGACGACGAGCCUGACAUGGAGCCCUACCUCACCGGUCUGGAGAACGGGGGUAUGUGGAGGGCAGCCAAAGUUGGAAUGCAAUAUGGAGGCUAGUGAAUUUGAGGUGACAGGGGUCACAUUGGCUUUGUGGUGACACAGUCUGCAGGACACAUGUACAGUAGUUUGCUGCUGCAUAAUUUGCAUUCUUGACAUUUCUGUGAGAGAUUGGUUGAAGUAGACAUGUGAAGCAUAGUGCACAUUGUCUCUGUGUUUAAUCACUCACUCACUCACUCACUCACUCACUCACUCACUCACUCUCUCACUCUCUCGCUCAGAUAUGUUCUUCUCCAUGGGUCCUGGUAUGACCAGCAGUGUGACGUCAGCGCGCUCUGGCAGCUCUCUCUCUGACAGCAUGGCGUCGUCUACACACAGCCAGGCUAGCUACGCCCAGGGCCUACCACAGGGUCCCAGGCGUUAUCCUGUACCAGGAACACUAUCCAGCCUGCCCCAGUGUAGCAGAAUACCAGGUAACACUCACAUCUUACUCACACUGUCUUGUGCACAUUUCACAGGUAACAAAAACUAUAUUAUACAACCUAUCUUAUUAACCCCUCCUCUUCCAGGGCGAAGUAGCCAAUCAGAGCCCCUGAAACCAGAGGCAUUGCUCCGCCUCUCGAUUGGCGGGCUCACCCUAACCUUACUGGAGCAGGACCCGACCCCCGGGCCGGAUGGAGUGUCCUCAUUGACCCAGGUGUCUCGAGUGUUCUUCCGGGAGCUGGCCUUCUUCAAAGACAGUAUGUUCAGCGAGAGAGACUUCCACCACCUCAGAGCUAGCUUCGCUAAAGCCUGCCCCCACUCACAUCUCAGGUACAAACACACAAUAGCCUCUUCAACGUUGGCCGCCACUCCUCAGAUAAAUCAACAAACCUGCCUGCCCUACAUAUCAAUAAAUCAUAUUUUCUCUCUCUCUCUCUCCCUCUCUCUCUCAGGAUGACUGGAGCAGCGGUACAGGUGGCGUGUGAGAUGCGCAGUGCAGGUCGCCACUCCCGUGCUGUGACCUCUGACCUAUCCUUCAGUAGGCUAGAGCUACUUGAGUGCCUCUGGGAGCCAGGAAAUCCCCAAUACACUGAGGUAGGACAGGGGCUGUUAUUUGAGAUUGUCUGAGGGCUUUAACACAACAUUCAUCAUAAUACAGUGUGCUAUAGCAGGGGAUAGCAUUGCCCAGGAUAUAACUCUUCCCUCCCUCUCUCCUUCCUCACUCUCUUCGCUCCCACUCCUCAUUCCUCUUUUCUCCCUCUCUAGUUGCUCCAGUUCCAGCGUGCUGGGAUGUUCACAGUGGGAGCUACAGCCAGACCCUGUGCACAGCUACACUACAGUCUCACAGAGAAACACCUGCGCAAGGUAAACCAGGACAGUGUGUAUGUUGUGUGUUGGCCUGCGUGUUUGUGUCAGUUGAACAUGUUCAAAAGCUAAUAUGUCAUUGAUUCAGUCUGUUUUGGUCGCCUCUGUUAACCUGCUACCCCCUCCUCCUGAUAUGUCGCUGUAUUGCAGGGGAGGCAGCGUGUGGUGCGUAGAGACAGUGUAGUGAGGGUAGAGUUGGGAGAGCUGAGUGCUGAGUUGGACCUGGACAUUCUGAGUCGACUGGAACCUCUGAGCAGAGCCUGCAGCCACUGUCCCACACAGACAGGAGGAGGACCCGUACACACACAGGUAAACACUUAGCAAGCCAUCAGCUGCUAAGAGGAGCAUUUUGAUAAUGGUUGAUAAUGAUUUUGAUAUGCCUGCCUCACAAUUGAAGUUAAAUUGCAGGUUUGCUUUAUGUUUAGAUUCUUUAUUUUAAAAUUCUCCCCUCUUUUUUUCCUCUCCUCUUCCUCUUCCAUCCCUCUCUCAGACCCAGAGCAGUGAGCUGCACUCCUCUCUCUCCCUCCUCUCGCCCCACGCCGUCCUCAAGCUCCGCUUCCCCAUCCCGGACCUCCGGCCGCUCCCCUUCCGACGCCCACUUUCCCAGAGAGCCAUGCGGGAGGAGACCCUGGUGCUGGAGCUGUUUGACCUGGAUAUCUGCUCCCAGGAGGGCCCUGACCUCCAGCCAGAUCCCCAUGCACCCCCUGCCCCCCCCCACGGCUCCCUCACACAGCUAUUGGAGGCCAGCUUCAGUGACAUGCACGGUGAGGAAUGCACACACAGUCAAAUAUACAUACACACACAGUAACACUCACAUUUUAAGCAAUUGUUUGUUCAUUGUCUCUCUCAGGAACAUAUGAGGGCUGGGAAGGAGGCUCCUUCCCCUGUAUCAGAGUCCAGAAGAGUCAAGACUCCAUGGCCAAGUGAGUGUGUUUCUGGAACAUGUGUUUUAGGAGAGUUUGUUUCACUUGCUGUGCUACUUGGAUUGAAUGUCUUUCAGAACUCAACAUUGCACAUCAAUCUACUGUACACCAAGUUCACAGCUGCAUAGUUUACAUCUCCCUCCCUCUCUCCAGGCUGUCAGUGCGUGUGAGUGGAGGAGAGGGUCUGGGGUCAGCAUUAGGAGGAGUAGGGAUGGGUCUGAUGAGGGACCUGGGGUCCAUGUCGUUUGAGAACCCCUGUGAACUUCCGAGAGAAGACCAGCUCCCCCUUCUCCUCCAACCGCACCAUGUUCGAGACUGAGGAGGUACCGCACCAUCCCAUCACAAACACUUACAUCCCUCUCUCACCCCUGACCGUCCCUAUGCAUGUCAAUCUCUCCUGGCUCAAAGUGGAGGAGAGAUUGACUUCAUUACUUGUUUUUGUAAGAAGUGUUGACAAGCUGAAUGCACCGAGCUGUCUGUUUAAACUACUAGCACAAAGCUCGGAAACCCAUGCAUACCCCACAAGACAUGCCACCAAAGGUCUCUUCACAAUCCCCAAGUCCAGAACAGACUAUGGGAGGCGCACAGUACUACUUAGAGCCAUGACUACAUGGAACUCUAUUCCACAUCAGAUAACUGAUGCAAGCAGUAGAAUCAGAUUUAGAAAACAGAUAAAAAUACACCUUAUUGAACAGCGGGGACUGUGAAGAGACACACACAUACUCACACAUUCGCUAGCACACACAAUCUACACACACGUACAUUGUAAUGUUGUUGUAUGGUGGUAUUUUACAUGUUGUAUUGUAGAUAUGUAGUGGUGUAAUAAUAUAUUUAUAUGAUGUACUGUUUUAUAUGUUGUUUUAUGUGUAAUGUAAGUGCCUUAAUGUGUUUGGACCCCAGGAAGAGUAACUGCUGCCUUGGCAGAACUAAUGGGGAUCCAUAAUAAACUCCAGGAAGUGUAGCUGCUGCCUUGGCAGAACUAAUGGGGAUCCAUAAUAAACUCCAGGAAGAGUAGCUGCUGCCUUGGCAGAACUAAUGGGGAUCCAUAAUAAACCCCAGGAAGAGUAGCUGCUGCCUUGGCAGAACUAAUGGGGAUCCUUAAUAAACCCCAGGAAGAGUAGCUGCUGCCUUGGCAGAACUAAUGGGGAUCCAUAAUAAACCCCAGGAAGAGUAGCUGCUGCCUUAGCAGAACUAAUGGGGAUCCAUAAUAAACCCCAGGAAGAGUAGCUGCUGCCUUGGCAGAACUAAUGGGGAUCCAUAAUAAACCCCAGGAAGAGUCUGAGGAGACUGAGGAGGUAUCAUCCCAUCACAAACACCUACACUCGUCACUCAAUCCUGACCAUGCGUCUCUCACUCCUGACCAUCCAUCCCUCUCUGGACCAAUUGUCAGUUUUUCACCUACACUCAAUCACCUUACCAUCCCUCUCUCACAUAUAAUCUCACACUUCCUGAAGAUGUGUUUUUAUUUGACCCACUUUCCUCAUUCUCCCUCUCAUCCUUCUGUCCUGUCUCUCUACUUCCCCCUCAGAUGGUGAUCCCAGCAGACCCAGAGGGGAUGCAGCAGUUCCAGUCUCAGUGUGUCUCUCAGUGUCAGUGUGUAGUAGACAUCUUUCUGCCCCUGGCCUACAUCUUCCUGCCCAGCAAACAGGCCUUCCAGAGCGUCUACAACAGGUCUGUGUGUCUGUCUGUCUCUCUUUUUCUGCUAGUUUGCUUAUUUGUACAAAAAAAGUAUUAAAUUGUAUGCACUCACUACUAUAAGUCUCUCUGGAUAAGAGCGUCUGCUAAAUGACUCACUACUGUAAGUCUGUCUGGAUAAGAGCGUCUGCUAAAUGACUCACUACUGUAAGUCUCUCUGGAUAAGAGCGUCUGCUAAAUGACUCACUACUGUAAGUCUGUCUGGAUAAGAGCGUCUGCUAAAUGACUCACUACUGUAAGUCUGUCUGGAUAAGAGCGUCUGCUAAAUGACUCACUACUGUAAGUCUCUCUGGAUAAGAGCGUCUGCUAAAUGACUCACUACUGUAAGUCUCUCUGGAUAAGAGCGUCUGCUAAAUGACUCACUACUGUAAGUCUCUCUGGAUAAGAGCGUCUGCUAAAUGACUCACUACUGUAAGUCUGUCUGGAUAAGAGCGUCUGCUAAAUGACUCACUACUGUAAGUCUGUCUGGAUAAGAGCGUCUGCUAAAUGACUCACUACUGUAAGUCUCUCUGGAUAAGAGCAUCUGCAAAUGACUAACAUGUCAAUGUAAACAUUUUACAAUCACUCACUUCCUCUUUUUCUGUCCUUUCCCUCUGUCCUCCUCUCUCCCUCUCCAUCCCUGUAGGAUCAAUAAUGACCUGUUGAUGUGGGAAGCCCCUCCCCCCUCAGACCCUAAGAGCGACCACAGCCCCCAACACCGUCGCCAAGAUGAUGACAACUUCCAGCUUUGCAAGUCUGCAUUCAGACUAGGUGAGACCCCCAUACUUGUAGAGACUUGUAAACCACUUCAGACUGGUCAGACAUUCAGAAUUGGAUAAUCUCUGGGUAGCAUCUUGUUAACAUCUUUAGUCUAUUUAAAGCUCUGAUUUAAGAUGGCUUGCCAAGUGGUAUGUGUUGAGCAACUCUUUAGUCUGCACCCCUGCAGACCAUCUGAAAUGUGUAGUUGCUGGUUGCUCAGCAGUUCUAUAACUGGGAUAUUUCUGGUCUCUCAGACUCAGACUCCGAGGAGGAAGAUGCUCAGUUCUACACAGCCAGUGAAUCAACCAGACGCAGGCAGUCAGAGCCCCGCCCUAACCACGCCCUCAGCCUGCUCUCCCUCACCGUUGUCAUAGGAAAGGGCCGCCUCCAAGCCAUGACGGACAGCAAGGUGAGCCAUUGAUGAACCAGCUACAUCUUACAAUGGUUAGCUAGGGAAAUAGACUGGAGAGAUUUUGGAUCCUGUUUCAAAUCCUGACUGGACCUUAAUGCUUGAAUGAGCGAUAUUAGAGCAAACAGACAUUUCAUUUGAAUUCAAUAGUUUGGAAUUUGUAUUACACAAAUUGAAUGAUUUAAUGUAUAUAUACAAUGACGCUUCUAAGGAAGACACUUGUUUAAAUAAAUCGUUUUAUUUUUCUCGUCUCCUUCAGGGAGAGACAGGAAGUCAGGAGGACCGGUGUCAUGGGGAGCUCCUGUUGGACCUGGAAGGGGGGAAGAUGUUCAGCGUGGCGCAGCAUCAGAACAAUCCCCAUCUCAGCUUCCUGUGCCUGGAGAGCAGGAGGGUGGAACUUUACCACAAAGGUGAGUGGAAUGACUCUGUGAUAUCAGGGUUUAGCUCUGGGAGUACUACCUACCUAGUCAUUUGUAAAAGUGUGAUAAUCCAUGUGUUAUCAUGUACAGUGCCUUGCAAAAGAAUUCAUCCCCCUUGGCGUUUUUCCUGUUUUGUUGCGUUACAACCUGUCAUUUAAAUGGAUUUUAUUUGGAUUUCAUGUAAUGGACAUACAAAAAAUAGUCCAAAUUGGUGAGGUGAAAUGAAAAAAAUAACUCGUUUCAAAAAAUAAAUAACGGAAAAGUGGUGCGUGCAUAUGUAUUCACCCCCUUUGCUAUGAAGCCCCUAAUUUAAUUCUGAAAUUAGCCCACCCAACUACCUCAUCCCCAAAUUGUUAUUUAUUUUGCUAAUUUGCACCCCAGUAUCUCUAUUUGCACCCCAGUAUCUCUAUUUGCACAUCAUCUUUUGCACAUCUAUCAUUCCAGUGUUAAUACGAAAUUGUAACUAUUUUUCACUAUGGCCUAUUUAUUGCCUUACCUCCAUAACUUACUACAUUCGCACACACUGUAUAUAUAUUUUCUGUUUGUAUUUUUGACUUUAUGUUUUGUUUACCCCAUAUGUAACUGUUGUUGUUUUUAUUGCAAUGCUUUGCUUUACCUUGGCCAGGUCGCAGUUGUAAAUGAGAACUUGUUCUCAACUGGCUUACCUGGUUAAAUAAAGGUGAAAUAAAUAAAAUAAAAAAGCCGUACACUCCACAGAGCUGGGCUUUACGGAAGUGUGGCCAGAAAAAAGCAAUUUCUUAAAGAAAAAAAUAAGCAAACAUGUUUGGUGUUUGCCGAAAGCCAUGUGAGAGACUCCCCAAACAUAUGGAAGAAGGUACUCUGGUCAGAUGAGACUAAAAUUGAGCUUUCUGGCCAUCAAGGAAAAUGCUAUGUCUGGCGCAAACCCAACACCUCUCAUCACCCCGAGAACACCAUCCCCACAGUGAAGCAUGAUGGUGGCAGCAUCAUGCUGUGGGGAUGUUUUUCAUCGGCAGGGACUGGGAAACUGGUCAGAAUUGAAAGAAUGAUGGAUGGCGCUAAAUACAGGGAAAUCCUUGAGGGAAACCUGUUUCAGUCUUCCAGAGAUUUGAGACUGGGAUGGAGGUUCACCUUCCAGCAGGUCAAUGACCCUAAGCAUACUGCUUAAGCAACACUUGAUGGUUUAAGGGGAAACAUUUCAAUGUCUUGGAAUGGCCUAGUCAAAGCCCAGACCUCAAUCUAAUUGAGAAUCUGUGGUAUGACUUAAAGAUUGCUGUACACCAGUGGAACCCAUCCAACUUGAAGGAGCUGGAGCAGUUUUGCCUUGAAUAAUGGGCAAAAAUCCCAGUGGCUAGAUGUGCCAAGCUUAUAGAGACAUACCCCAAGAGACUUGCAGCUGUAAUUGCUGCAAAAGGUGGCUCUACAAAGUAUUGACUUUGGGGGGGGGGGGGAUUAUGCACGCUCAAGUUCCUUUUUUUGGUCUUAUUUCAUGUUUGUUUCACAAUUUAAAAAAAUAUUUUGCAUCUUCAAAGUGGUAGGCAUGUUGUGUAAAUCAAAUGAUACAAACCCCCACAAAAUCCAUUUUAAUUCCAGGUUGAAAGGCAACAAAAUAGGAAAAAUGCCAAGGGGGGUUAAUACUUUCGCAAGCCACUGUAUAUUUUAGUCAUGAGCUAAAUGACUGACAGCCCUUACCUCUUUCCUUUCUGGUCACUAACCCUUUUCCUCCCCCUCACAGCUGUAGUGAAAGACUCUCCCGUCCCCGUGCGGUUGGAAAUGCCCAGCUUCACUCCCCCAGGGCAUCUAGACCUUACCAUUUACCCCACAGAGGUGGGGGUGAGCAGUGUGAGUGGUAGGGAGACUGAGGUCCAGAUGUUAUCCACAGCCAUCAAAAUCACCCUGGACCCUCAGAGAAACGUCAAGGUAACACGUGUAUCUUCUCAUUUAUUAUUUGAAUUAAAUAUCACCUUUUGAUUGUGCUUGUAGGUUAGCUGUGCUUAUGAUGAAGAAAUAUCACUAACUUAAUUCUGUGUUUGUGUAUUUUACAGGAGUUCCUGGUUGCCCUUCGUCUCCAUGGCGCCACUAUGCGACAUCGCAUGGCACAGACCAAUCACAGCUGGCACGAACAGGUAUGGGGGAUACUAAUAAAUACUAAAGCUGAGACGCUUCAGGCACCUAUCAUGAUUUGACUGUGUGGGUGUGUGUUUGGUUAGUGAGUCUUGUUGAUUAGUCUGUUUUCUUGAUGACAGCUGGUUGAUUUUCUGGAUGUCAUUGAUGACCCGAUCCUGGGCUACACAUCUCCUGCAGUUAUUACCGUCCUACACACACACCUGGCCACCUGCGCCAUGGACUACAGGUAUACAUACACAGCAGAUUUACAUAUGUGGACAAAGGCAGAUAAUAAAUAAUUAACAAACUUCUCCCUUCUCUCCCCUUCUUUGUUGCUCUCUGUCUCUCAGGCCCCUGUAUCUUCCAUUGAGGGUGUUGUUCACAGCAGAAUCCUUCUCUCUCUCCAGUAACAUCAUCGUAGACACUGCCACCUUUCACCUCAGGUACAGUGAACCUCAAAAGAUGAGUUCUUCCUUUUAGUUCAGGGAUGGGCAACUGGCGCCCCCCCUUUUUGUAGGCCCGCGGACCAAUUAAAAAUAAAUAAUUAUAAUCUAUAUUUUUUGGAACUCAGUCGGGGUCUCAACUUACUGUUGAGAGUUAGAAUAAUAGAAUACACAAGGUUAUCUGCAAACAUUUGCCUCCACCCUAUAGUAUUGCUCGCCUGAGGUAGAGUACCUCACGAUAAGCUGUAGACCACACUAUCUACCAAGAGAGUUUUCAUCUAUAGUUUUCAUAGCCUAUUUACCACCACAAACCAAUGCUGGCACUAAGACCACACUCAACGAGCUGUAUAAGGCCAUAAGCAAACAAGAAAAUGCUCAUCCAGAAGCGGCACUCCUAGUGGCCGGGGACUUUAAUGCAGGCAAACUUAAAUCCGUUUUACCUCAUUUCUACCAGCAUGUCACAUGUGCAACCAAAAGUAAAUAAACUCUAGACCACCUUUACUCCACACACAGAGACCAUUACAAAGCUCUCCCUCGCCCUCCAUUUGGCAAAUCUGACCAUAAUUCUAUCCUCCUGAUUCCUGCUUACAAACAAAAACUAAAGCAGGAAGUACCUGUGACUUGCUCAAUACGGAAGUGGUCAGAUGACGUGGGUACUAUGCUACAGGACUGUUUUGCUAGCACAGACUGUAAUAUGUUCCGGGAUUCAUCCAAUGGCAUUGAGGAGUAUACCACCUCAGUCACCGGCUUCAUCAAUAAAUGCAUUGACACCGUCGUCCACACAGUGAUCGUACGUACAUAUCCCAACCAGAAACUAUGGAUUACAGGCAACAUCCGAGCUAAAGGCUAGAGCUGCCGCUUUCAAGGAGCGUGACACUAAUCUGGACGCUUAUAAGAAAUCCCGCUAUGCCCUCAGACGAACCAUAAAACAGGCAAAGCGUCAAUACAGGACUAAGAUUGAAUUCUACUAAACCGGCUCUGAUGCUCGUCGGAUGUGGCAGGGCUUGCAAACUAUUACAGACUACAAAGGGAAACCCAGCCGCGAGCUGCCCAGUGACGCAAGCCUACCAGAUGAGCUAAAUACCUUUUAUGCUCGCUUCGAGGCAAGCAACACUGAAGCAUGCAUGAGAGCACCAGCUGUUCCGGAUGACUGUGUGAUCAUGCUCUCCGUAACCGAUGUGAGCAAGACCUUUAAACAGGUCAACAUUCACAAAGCCACAGGGCCAGACGGAUUACCAGAACGUGUACUCGGAGCAUGUGCGGACCAACUGGCAAGUGUCUUCACUGACAUUUUCAACCUCUCCCUGACCGAGUCUGUAAUACCUACAGUGAGCGAAAAAAGUAUUUGAUCCCCUGCUGAUUUUGUACGUUUGCCCACUGACAAAGAAAUGAUCAGUCUAUAAUUGUAAUGGUAGGUUUAUUUGAACAGUGAGAGACAGAAUAACAACAAAAAAAUCCAGAAAAACGCAUGUCAAAAAUGUUAUACAUUGAUUUGCAUUUUAAUGAGGGAAAUAAGUAUUUGACCCCCUCUCAAUCAGAAAGAUUUCUGGCUCCCAGGUGUCUUUUAUACAGGUAACGAGCUGAGAUUAGGAGCACACUCUUAAAGGGAGUGCUCCUAUUCUCAGCUUGUUACCUGUAUAAAAGACACCUGUCCAUAGAAGCAAGCAAUCAAUCAAUCUGAUUCCAAACUCUCCACCAUGGCCAAGACCAAAGAGCUCUCCAAGGAUGUCAGGGACAAGAUUGUAGACCUACACAAGGCUGGAAUGGGCUACAAGACCAUCGGCAAGCAGCUUGGUGAGAAGGUGACAACAGUUGGUGCGAUUAUUCGCAAAUGGAAGAAACACAAAAGAACUGUCAAUCUCCCUCGGCCUGGGGCUCCAUGCAAGAUCUCACCUCGUGGAGUUGCAAUGAUCAUGAGAACGGUGAGGAAUCAGCCCAGAACUACACGGGAGGAUCUUGUCAAUGAUCUCAAGGCAGCUGGGACCAUAGUCGCAAAGAAAACAAUUGGUAACACACUACGCCGUGAAGGACUGAAAUCCUGCAGCGCCCGCAAGGUCCCCCUGCUCAAGAAAGCACAUAUACAGGCCCGUCUGAAGUUUGCCAAUGAACAUCUGAAUGAUUCAGAGGAGAACUGGGUGAAAGUGUUGUGGUCAGAUGAGACCAAAAUCGAGCUCUUUGGCAUCAACUCAACUCGCCGUGUUUGGAGGAGGAGGAAUGCUGCCUAUGACCCCAAGAACACCAUCCCCACCGUCAAACAUGGAGGUGGAAACAUUAUGGUUUGGGGGUGUUUUUCUGCUAAGGGGACAGGACAACUUCACCGCAUCAAAGGGACGAUGGACGGGGCCAUGUACCGUCAAAUCUUGGGUGAGAACCUCCUUCCCUCAGCCAGGGCAUUGAAAAUGGGUCGUGGAUGGGUAUUCCAGCAUGAAAAUGACCCAAAACACACGGCCAAAGCAACAAAGGAGUGGCUCAAGAAGAAGCAUGUUAAGAUCCUGGAGUGGCCUAGCCAGUCUCCAGACCUUAAUCCCAUAGAAAAUCUGUGGAGGGAGCUGAAGGUUCGAGUUGCCAAACGUCAGGCUCGAAUCGAAACCUUAAUGACUUGGAGAAGAUCUGCAAAGAGGAGUAGGACAAAAUCCCUCCUGAGAUGUGUGCAAACCUGGUGGCCAACUACAAGAAACGUCUGACCUCUGUGAUUGCCAACAAGGGUUUUGGCACCAAGUACUAAGUCAUGUUUUGCAGAGGGGUCAAAUACUUAUUUCCCUCAUUAAAAUGCAAGUCAAUGUGUAACAUUUUGACAUGCGUUUUUCUGGAUUUUUUUGUUGUUAUUCUGUCUCUCACUGUUCAAAUAAACCUACCAUUAAAAUUAUAGACUGAUCAUGUCUUUGUCAGUGGGCAAACAUACAAAAUCAGCAGGGGAUCAAAUACUUUUUUCCCUCACUGUACAUGUUUCAAGCAGACCACCAUAGUACCUGUGCCCAAGAAAGCGAAGGUAACCUGCCUAAAUGACUACCGCCCCAUGGCACUCACGUCGGUUGUCAUGAAGUGCUUUGAAAGGCUGGUCAUGGCUCACAUCAACACCAUCAUCCCACUCCAAUUCGCAUACCGCCCCAACAGAUCCACAGAUGACGCAAUCUCAAUCGCACUCCACACUGCCCUUUCCCACCUGGACAAAAGGAACACCUAUGUGAGAAUGCUGUUCAUCGAAUACAGCUCAGCGUUCAACACCAUAGUGCCCAGAAAGCUCAUCACUAAGCUAAGGACCCUGGGACUAAACACCUCCCUCUGCAACUGGAUCCCGGACUUCCUGACGGGCUGCCCCCAGGUGGUAAGGGUAGGCAACAACACAUCUGCCACGCUGAUCCUCAACACGGGGGCCCCUCAGGGGUGCAUACUUAGUCCACUCCUGUACUCCCUGUUCACCCACCACUGCGUGGCCAAGAACGACUCCAACACCAUCAUUAAGUUUGCUGACGACACAACAGUGGUAGGCCUGAUCACCGACAACGAUGAGACAGCCUAUAGGGAGGAGGUCAGAGACCUGGCAGUGUGGUGUCAGGACAACAACCUCUCCCUCAGCUUGAGCAAGAUAAAAGAGCUGAUCCUGCACUACAGGAAAAGGAGGGCCGAACACGCCCCCAUUCACAUCGACAGGGCUGUAGUGGAGCGGGUCCAGAGUUCCUUGGUGUCCACAUCACCAACAAAUGAUCAUGGUCCAAACACACCAAGACAGUCGUGAAGAGGGCACGACAACACCUUAUCCCACUUAGGAGACUGAAAAUAUUUGGCAUGGGGUCCCCAGAUCCUCAAAAGGUUUUACAGCUGCACCAUCGAGAGCAUCCUGACCAGUUGCAUCACCACCUGGUAUGGCAACUGCUCUGCGCUACCGAGGGUAGUGCGUAUGGCCCAGUACGUCACUGGGACCAAGCUUCCUGCCAUCCAGGACCUGUAUACUAGGUGGUGUAAGAGGAAGGCCCAAAAAAUUGUCAAAGACUCCAGUCACCCAAAUCAUAGACUGUUCUCUCUGCUACCGCACGGUAAGCAGUACCGGAGCGCCAUGUCUAGGUCCAAAAGGCUCCUUAACAGCUUGUACCCCCAAGCCAUAAGACUGCUGAACAAUUAAUCAAAUGGCAACCCGGACUAUUUACAUUGCUGCUACUUGCUGUUUAUUAUCUACUUUACCCCUACCUACAUGUACAAAUUACCUCGACUAACCUGUAACCCCGCACAUUGACUCGGUACUGGUACCCCAUGUAUAUAUCCUCGUUAUUUUUGUGUUACUUUUUAUUGAAUUUUUUACUUUAGUUUAUUUAGUAAAUAUUUUCUUAACUCUAUUUCUUGAACUGCAUUGUUGGUUAAGGGCUUGUAAUCAUUUAAUGGUAAGGUCUACACCUGUUGUAUUCGGAGCAUGUGACAAAUAAAAAAUUGAUUUGAAAUGUAUAGAAUUGCAGGAAAUUAACAUAUAUUUUUUAUAUUCUCUGUCACGAGGGGGACUCGCAAGGGGGGGGGGGGGAUAACAUAAUUGUUGGUUGUUGAAGUUUGUGAUGGUAUUUCCUCCUCAGGUUUAUCCUGGAUGAUUCUGCCAUGUAUCUCUCUGAUAAGUGUGAAAGUGACGUAGUGGACCUGAGACGAGGUAUGACACAUUAUUAACUAUACCGUGUGUGUACAUCUACGUCUGAGUGUGUUUGCAUUUCUAACUCUGUCUCUCUCUCUCUCUCAGACUAUGUGUGUGUUCUGGACAUUGAUCUGCUGGAGCUGGCUGUCACCACAUGGAAAGGCAGUGAUACAGGGAAACUGGUAAGUUCUUAGCCUGACAAUCUUAUGUGAUUACACAUCUGUCUGUGUGUUUGAACUUGAGAGACUGUCGGUCUCAAAUCUACGGUCUCGUCCUUUCUUCUCCUCGACGGAGAAGGGCGACAUCUUACGACUUCCAACCCAACUUUGCUAUUUAGUGACUUUUAUUUUGUUUAUCUUUUUCUGAACAAAAAGUUCAUACUAUUAUCACAUAUAAAAUCAAAUGUUAUUGUUCACAUACACGUAUUAAGCAGAUGAUAUUGCGGGUGUAGCGAAAUGCUUGUGCGCACUUGUGGACAUCAGAUCAACAGUUACUAACCUCGAUUUCAACAGUUACUAACCUCAAUUUCAACAGUUACUAACCUCGAUUUCAACAGUUACUAACCUAGAUUUCGACUUCAACUACGACUUCAACUCCCACAGCUGUUCCACUGUUCAUACCAGACCCUAUUCCUUGGGCUACCAAAACGACGCAGGCGUCCUGGUAAAAUUGAGGUGACGAGAGAACCGAAUGGCGCUCCCCUCCAUUCUGUUGGCAAAUAUCCAGUCACUCAAGAAUAAGAUGGAUGAGCUUCGUUCAACAGUCUCCUAUCAGAGAGACUUGAAAAGCUGCAAUAUUAUGUCUUACUGAAACGUGGCUGGAUGAUGACUAUUCAUGUAGUACUCUGUGGAUUCUCCAUGCAGCGGCAGGAUUGGACGGCAGCUUUGGGGAAGUCGAAAGGAGUGUUUUUUUCAUAAAUAACAACUGGUGUGCUGCUUCAAGUGUGAAGGAUAUCUCAAGCUUUUGCUCACCUGAUAUAGAUUACCUCAUGGUAAACUGCAGACCCUUUUAUCUACCAAGAGAGUUCUCAUUCGUAAUUAUCACGGCUGUCUACAUCCCUCCACAAGCCAACACCACUCUGGCACUCAACGAACUGUGUGGGUCCAUAGACUAACAAGAAACCGCUCACCCAGAGGCAGCGUUUCUGGUGGGCGGAGACUUUAACGCAGGGAGACACAAAAUCGUCCUACCUCACUUCUACCAACAUGUCUCCUGCGCCACUAGGGGCGUUAAAAUCCAGUUUUAUUCUACCCACAGAAACACAUACAUGGCCCUCCCUCGUCAUCCCUUUGGCAAAUCUGACCAUGACUCCAUUCAAAUCAAAUCAAAUGUUAUUGGUCACAUACACAUAUUUAGCCGAUGUUAUUGCGAGUGUAGCGAAAUGCUUGUGUUUCUAGCUCCAGCAGUGCAGAAAUAUCUAACAAUUAACAACAAUACACACAAAUCUAAAAAUAAAAGAAUGGAAUUAAGAAAUAUAUAAAUAUUAGGGAAUUAAGAAAUAUAUAAAUAUUAGGACGAGUAAUGUCGGAGUGGCAUAGACUAAAAUACAGUAGAAUAGAAUACAGUAUAUACAUAUGAGAUGGGUAAAGCAAAAAUAUGUAAACAUUAUUAAGUGACUAGUGUUCAUUAUUAAAGUGGCCAGUGAUUCCAAGUCUAUAUAUAGAGGGCAGCAGCCUCUAAGGUGCAGGGUUGCGUAACCGGGUGGAAGCCGCCUAGUGAUGUACCUGUACUGACCUCGCCUUCUGGAUGAUAGCGGGGUGAACAGGCAGUGACUUGGGUGGUUGUUUUCCUUGAUGAUCAUUUUGGCCUUCCUGUGACAUCGGGUGCUAUAGGUGUCCUGGAGGGCAGGUAGUUUGCCCCCGGUGAUGCAUUGGGCAGACCGCACCACCCUCUGGAGAGCCCUGCGGUUGCAGGCGGUGCAUUUGCUGUACCAGGCGGUGAUUCAGCCCGACAGGAUGCUCUCAAUUGUGCAUCUGUAAAAGUUUUUGGGUUUUAGGUGCCAAGCCAAAUUUCUUCAGCCACCUGAGGUUGAAGAGGCGCUGUUGCGCUUUCUUCACCACACUGUCUGUGUGGGUGGACCAUUUCAGAUCAUCAAUGAUGUGUACGCUGAGGUAUUUGAAGCUUUCCACCUUCUCCACUGUGGUUCCUUCGAUGUGGAUAGGGGCGUGCUCCCUCUGCUGUCUCCUGAAGUCCACAAUCAGCUCCUUUGUUUUGUUGACGUUGAGUGAGAGGUUAUUUUCCUGGCACCACACUCCCAGGGCCCUCACCACCUCCCUGUAGGCUGUCUCGUCAUUGUUGGUAAUCAGGCCUACUACUGUUCUGUUGUCUGCAAACUUGAUUGAGUUGGAGGCGUGCGUGGCCACGCAGUCAUGGGUGAACAGGGAGUACAGGAGGAGGCUGAGCACACACCCUUGUGGGGCCCCAGUGUUGAGAAUCAGCGAAGUGGAGGUGUUGUUUCCUACCUUCAACACCUGGGAGCGGCCCGUCAGGAAGUCCAGGACCCAGUUGCACAGGGCGGGGUUCAGACCCAGGGCCCCGAGCUUAAUGAUGAGCUUGGAGGGUACUAUGGUGUUGAAUGCUGAGCUAUAGUCAAUGAACAGCAUCUUACAUAGGUAUUCCUCUUGUCCAGAUGGGAUAGGGCAGUGUGCAGUGCGAUGGCGAUUGUGUCAUCUGUGGAUCUAUUGGGGCGGUAAGCAAAUUGAAGUAGGUCUAGGGUGUCACGUAAGGUAGAGGUGAUAUGAUCAUUAACUAGCCUCUCAAAGCACUUCAUGAUGACAGAAGUGAGUGCUACGGGGCGAUAGUCAUUUAGUUCAGUUACCUUUUCUUUCUUGGGUACAGGAACAGUGGUGCACAUGUUGAAGCAAGUGGGGACAGCAGACUGGGAUUGAAUAUGUCCGUAAACACUCCAGCCAGCUGGUCUGCGCAUGCUCUGAGGACGCGGCUAGGGAUGCUGUCUGGGCCGGCAGCCUUGCGAGGGUUAACACGCUUAAAUGUCUUACUCACGUCAGCCAUGGAGAAGGAGAGCCCACAGUCCUUGGUAGCGUGCCGCGUCGGUGGCACUGUGUUAUCCUCAAAGCAGGCGAAGAGGUGUUUAGCUUGUCCGGAAGCAAGAUGUCGGUGUCCGCGACGUGGCUGGUUUUCCCUUUGUAGUCCGUGAUUGUCUGUAGACCCUGCCACUUACGUCUCGUGUCUGAGCCGUUGAAUUGCGACUCCACUUUGUCUCUGUACUGACGUUUUGCCUGUUUGAUUGCCUUACAGAGGGAAUAGCUACACUGUUUGUAUUCGGCCAUAUUCCCAGUCACCUUGCCAUGGUUAAAUGCGGUGGUUUGCGCUUUCAGUUUUGCGCGAAUGCUGCCAUCUAUCCAUGGUUUCUGGUUUGGGUAGGUUUUAAUAGUCACUGUGGGUACAACAUCUCCUAUACACUUCCUGAUGAACUCAGACACCGUAUCCGUGUAUUCGUUGAUGUUAUUCUCAGAGGCUACCCGGAACAUAUCCCAUUCCGCGUGAUCAAAACAAUCAGAUUGGUCAGACCAGCGUUGAAUAGUCCAUAGCACGGGUAAUGCCAAGAGUAUGCAAAGCUGUCAUCAAGGCAAAGGGUGGCUAUUUGAAGAAUCUCAAAUCUCAAAUAUAUUUUGAUUUGUUUAACACCUUUUUUGGUUACUACAUGAUUCCAUAUGUGUUAUUUCAUAGUUUUGAUGUAUUCACUAUUAUUCUACAAUUUAAAAUAGUAGAAAUAAAGAAAAACCCUUUAAUGAGUAGGUGUGUCCAAACAUUUGACCGUGUGUGUGCGCUACCAGUCAAAAGUUGGACACACCUACUCAUUCAAGGGUUUUUCUUUAUUUUUACAAUUUAUUUAUUUUAUUUCACCUUUAUUUAACCAGGUAAGCCAGUUGAGAACAAGUUCUCAUUUACAACUGCGACCUGGCCAAGAUAAAGCAAAGCAGUGCAAUUAAAAACAACAACACAGAGUUACAUAUGGGGUAAACAAAACAAAGUCAAAAAUACAUCAGAAAAUAUAUAUACAGUGUGUGCGAAUGUAGUAAGUUAUGGAGGUAAGGCAACAAAUAAAUAGGCCAUAGUGCAAAAAUAGUUACAAUUUCGUAAUUAACACUGGAAUGAUAGAUGUGCAAAAGAUGAUGUGGAAAUAGAGAUUGGGGUGCAAAUUAGCAAAAUAAAUAACAAUAUGGGGAUGAGGUAGUUGGGUGGGCUAAUUUCAGAAUGGCUGUGUACAGGUGCAGUGAUCGGUAAGUUGCUCUGACAACUGACGCUUAAAGUUAGUGAGGGAGAUAAGUGUCUCCAGCUUCAGAGAUUUUUGCAGUUCGUUCCAGUCAUUGGCAGUAGAGAACUGGAAGGAAUGGCGGCCAAAGGAGGUGUAGGCUUUGGGGAUGACCAGUGAGAUAUACCUGCUGGAGCGCAGACUACGGGUGGGUGUUGCUAUGGUGACCAGUGAGCUAAGAUAAGACAGGGAUUUGCCUAGCAGUGAUUUAUAGAUGACCUGGAGCCAGUGGGUUUGGCGACGAAUAUGUAGUGAGGGCCAGCCAACAAGAGCGUACAGGUCACAAUGGUGGGUAGUAUAUGGGGCUUUGGUGACAAAAUGGAUGGCACUGUGAUAGACUACAUCCAAUUUGCUGAGUAGAGUGUUGGAGACUAUUUUGUAAAUGUCAUCGCCGAAGUCAAGGAUCGGUAGGAUAGUCAGUUUUACGAGGGCAUGUUUGGCAGCACGAGUGAAGGAGGCUUUGUUGCGAAAUAGGAAGCUGAUUCUAGAUCUAACUUUUGAUUGGAGAUGCUUAAUGUGAGUCUGGAAGGAGAGUUUACAGUCUAACCAGACACCUAGGUAUUUGUAGUUGUCCACAUACUCUAGGUCACACCCGCCGAGCGUAGUGAUUCUAGUCGGGUGGGCGGGUGCAAGCAGCGUUCGGUUGAAGAGCAUGCAUUUAGUUUUACUAGUGUUUAAGAGCAGUUGGAGGCUACGGGAGGAGUGUUGUAUGGCGUUGAAGCUCGUUUGGAGGUUUGUUAACAUAGUGUCCAAUGAAGGGCAGAUGUAUACAAAAUGGUGUUGUCCGCAUAGAGGUGGAUCCGAGCGUCACCAGCAGCAAGAGCGACAUCAUUGAUAUACACAGAGAAUAGAGUCGGCCCGAGAAUUGAACCCUGUGGCACCCCCAUAGAGACGGCCAGAGGUCCAGACAACAGGCCCUCCGAUUUGACACAUUGAACUCUAUCUGAGAAGUAGUUGGUGAACCAGGCGAGGCAGUCAUUAGAGAAACUAAGGCUAUUUAGUCUGCCAAUAAGAAUGCGGUGGUUGACAGAGUCGAAAGCCUUGGCCAGGUCGAUGAAGACGGCUGCGCAGUACUGUCUUUUAUCGCUCGCGGUUAUAAUAUCGUUUAGGACCUUGAGCGUGGCUGAGGUGCACCCACGACCAGCUCGGAAACCGGAUUGCAUAGCGGAGAAGGUACGGUGGGAUUCGAAAUGGUCGGUGAUCUGUUUUUUAACAAUGGGGGAUAGUAGAUUGACAUAGGCUAGUGCUUUUGCUGUUCGUUAGGCCUACUCAUCUUGUUGGCUGACGUAAGUAGAUGUGGACAGUUCUUCCUAUGUCUUCAAUAUGCACCUCAGAAUUGGAUAAGGACACCUGCAGUUGCGUCCCCGAUGUCUCUGUCUUCAUUUGUAGCCUGUGAGAAAGACCCGAUCAUGUGACGGAGAGCCAUGUAAGUGAGAGUCGCUUCAGGUGUAUUACGGCCACACAAAGGGGAUGCCGCCGUGAAAUUCGAGGCAUUAUCAAGUACUUGUCAAAUUGUGAAUGAGAGACUAUUGGAGUGUGUACAGCCUGCGUUAAAAACAAAGCAGAGCUCAUGCCUUUCAAGCAACUUUUUUCAAAUCAUCAUUAGUCUCAUCAUGCAGCCUUACAAUGUAUUAAAAAUCAAAACAUAUAGCCCAAUGUUUGUAGAACAACUAAAGUUACAUUAACUCUAAAUUAAGCAUAUAGGAAUACCUAUUUCUUUGUUAACCGCUCAACACAGAAUAGCCGCAUGUGCGCACUCUCUCAAAUCGUUUGGAGAAAAUAUUUAUAUUUUAUUCAGCUUUGUUCAAUUGUGUUCUUCAUACUAUAAAAUAAUGCCACGGAAUUAUAAGCAAAUCUUGUCUGCUAAAUGAACUAGUGUAGCCCACAGCCAUUUGGCAUAGCCACAUAAGGACAACUCAGAGUAUGCUAUUAUUUUCUUCUGAAAUAGACUACAUUUUUUUCAUAUCAUGCUUCUUUAGACCUGUCUAAAAUAAAUAAUGGAUUAAUUGUGACAGUGUAGGCUAUAUUACAUGGAUUAAUUAUACUUUUUUAAAUGGCUUGUAGGCUAUGUGUGGAAGCCAGGAGAUGCUAAUUAAUGUUAAUUAACGGUCAAUUACCGUUAUUUGCUUGACAAUCACCGGCUGACAAAAUGUCGUGACAGCCACAGCCCUAGUCAUGACACACAUCAACACUAUCAUCCCAGACACCCUGGACCCACUCCAAUUCACAUCCCAGACACCCUAGACCCACUCCAAUUCACAUCCCAGACACCCUAGACCCACUCCAAUUCACAUCCCAGACACCCUAGACCCACUCCAAUUCACAUCCCAGACACCCUAGACCCACUCCAAUUCACAUCCCAGACACCCUAGACCCACUCCAAUUCGCAUCCCAGACACCCUAGACCCACUCCAAUUCGCAUCCCAGACACCCUAGACCCACUCCAAUUCGCAUCCCAGACACCCUAGACCCACUCCAAUUCACAUCCCAGACACCCUAGACCCACUCCAAUUCACAUCCCAGACACCCUAGACCCACUCCAAUUCACAUCCCAGACACCCUAGACCCACUCCAAUUCACAUCCCAGACACCCUAGACCCACUCCAAUUCACAUCCCAGACACCCUAGACCCACUCCAAUUCACAUCCCAGACACCCUAGACCCACUCCAAUUCACAUCCCAGACACCCUAGACCCACUCCAAUUCGCAUCCCAGACACCCUAGACCCACUCCAAUUCGCAUCCCAGACACCCUAGACCCACUCCAAUUCGCAUCCCAGACACCCUAGACCCACUCCAAUUCGCAUCCCAGACACCCUAGACCCACUCCAAUUCACAUCCCAGACACCCUAGACCCACUCCAAUUCACAUCCCCAGGACACCCUAGACCCACUCCAAUUCACAUCCCAGGACACCGGACCAACUCCGAUGUCACAUCCCAGACACCCAUAGACCCACUCCAAUUAGCAUCCCAGACACCUAGACCCACUCCAAUCUCGCAUCCCAGACACCCUAGACCCACUCCAAUUCGCAUCCCAGGACAACCUAGACCCCUCCAAUAUCGCAUCCCAGACACCCUAGACCCACUCCACUUCGCAUACAGCCCCAAACAGAUCCCAGAUGAUGCAAUCUCAAUUGCACUCACACUCCCUCUCCCACUCGACAAGGUUGCGGAAAUAACUAUGUGAGAUGUUGUAAAUAGACUACAGCUCAGCGUUCAACACCAUAGUCCCCUCCAAGCUCAUCACCAAGCUAGGGACCCUGGAAACCUGGAACUGAACCCCUCCCUCUGCAACUGGAUCCUGGACUUCCUGAUGGGCAACAACACCUACGCCACGCUGACCCUCAACACGGGGGCCCUUUGGGUGUGUUCUUAGUCCCCUUCUGUACUCCCUGUUCACCCAUGACUACGUAGUUACGCACAACUCCAACACCAUCAUCAAGUUUGCUGACAACACAAAGGUGCUAGGCCUGACCACCGACGGCGAUGAGACUGCCUACAGGGAGGAGGUCAGAGACUUAGCAGUGCUGCCAGUGCAACAACCUCUACCUCAACGUCAGUAAGACCAAGGAGCUGAUCGUGGACUACAGGAAAAAGACGGGGCUGUUGUGGAGCGGGUCGAGAGCUUAAGUUCCUUGGCGUCCACAUCACUAAUAACUUAACAUGGUCCACACUCACCAGCACAUUCGUGAAGAGGGCACGGCAGCGCCUUAUCCCCCUGGAGGCUGAAAAUAUUUGGUAUGGGCCCUCGGAUCUUCAAAAACUUCUACAGCUGCACCAUCGACAGCAUCUUGACAGGCUGAAUCACCACUUGGUAUGGCAAAUGCACCAGCCCUUGACUGCAAAGAGUUACAGAGGGAAGCUCCCUGCCAUCCGACACAACACAAAUACACAUACAUACACAUUACACACACACACACACACACACACACACACACUUUUACAUUCAUAAUUUGCUGCUGAUGCUCUGUUCUUAACUUACUCUUAUUAUUAUCUAUCCUGAUGCCUAGUCACUUUACCCUGCCUUCAUGUACAUAUCUACCUCAAAUACCUUAUUAUUAUCUAUCCUGAUGCCUAGUCACUUUACCCUGCCUUCAUGUACAUAUCUACCUCAAAUACCUUAUUAUUAUCUAUCCUGAUGCCUAGUCACUUUACCCUGCCUUCAUGUACAUAUCUACCUCAAAUACCUUAUUAUUAUCUAUCCUGAUGCCUAGUCACUUUACCCUGCCUUCAUGUACAUAUCUACCUUAAAUACCUUAUUAUUAUCUAUCCUGAUGCCUAGUCACUUUACCCUGCCUUCAUGUACAUAUCUACCUUAAAUACCUUAUUAUUAUCUAUCCUGAUGCCUAGUCACUUUACCCUGCCUUCAUGUACAUAUCUACCUUAAAUACCUUGUACCGCUGCACAUUGAUCUGGGACUGGUACUCCCUGUAUAUAGCUCCAUUCUUGUGUAUUUUAUUUUAUUCCUCAUGUUACUAUUUUAUUUGUAUCAUUAUUUUUAAACUGCAUUGUUGGGAAGGGCCUGUAAACUGUGGCGUAAAGUACUUAAGUAAAAAUACUUUAAAGUUUUUUUGGUAUCUGAACUAUAAUUUACUGUUUAUAUUUUGGACAACUUUUACUUUUACUACAGUACAUUGCUAAAGAAAAGAAUGUACUUUCUACUCCAUACAUUUUCCCUGACACCCAAAAGUACUCGAUACAUUUUGAAUGCUUAGCAGGACAGGAAAAUGGUCCAAUUCACGCACUUAUUACUGCCUCUGAUCUGGAGGACUCAAUAAACACAAAUGCUUUGUUUGUUAAAAAAAAUUAAUAAAAGUGUGCCGUCUGGUUUGCUUAAUAUAGGCAAUUUGAAAUUAUUAAUACUCUUACUUUUCAUACUUAAGUAUAUUUAAAACAAAAUACUUUUAGACUUUUACUCAAGGAGUAUUUUACUGGGUGACUUUCUCUUUUACUUGAGUCAUCUUCUGUUAAGGUAUCUUUACUUUUACUCAAGUAUGACAAUUGGGUACUUUUUCCACCACUGCCUGUAAGCAAGCAUUUCACGGUAAAGUGUACACCAGUUGUGUUUGGUGCAUGUGACAUAACAUUUUAUUUGAUUUCUAUUCCAAUCCCCACACCUCCUCUCUGUCUCUUCCCCCAGUCCCAGCCUCUGUUUGAGUUGCGUUGCUCCAACAACAUGGUCCACCUCCACACCUGUGCUGACUCCUGUGCUGCCCUGGUCAACAUGCUGCAGUACCUGGUGUCCCAGGGAGACCUGCACCCGCCCCCCCGACACACAUCACCCACUGAGAUCGCUGGACAGAAACUGCCGGUAAGACACAGGCCAGUAGACCAAUAGUAAACUAGUAUACACUACCUUGUUUAAGGUCUGGACAGAUUUUGUUUGUUCGGCUAAACGUUGUGUGAGAACAACUGAAGAAAAAUGAAACUGUGGAGCGACAGGAAAGGAGCCUAACUGAACCUCAACUAUCUGUCUGUGACUUGUUUUAGUUGUCAGAAAGUCCCGCCUCCUUGCCACCCUGCCCUCCAGCUGAGACUGCUGAGAUCAACCAGUACGAUCUCCUUGAUGCUUUGAUUGACACCGAGAGGAGCCUUCGAGAUGAGGAUAUGGAUUCAGGUAAAACGGGGGAAUUAAAUGAUAGUGUAGUUCGAUAUCUCCCCCUAUAAAAUCCUUCUGUACAUUUGAUAGAUGAAAUGGAUGGCCAUUAGCUAUUCCUGUGUGUAUUUCCUAUUUCUAAUGCAUAUUACUUCUAAAUUAACAUUUCUAUGUCCAGGAUCUCCCACAGUCCCGCGGGGCUCACCUGUCUCUGUCUACCUGUUUCCUGGGGAGGCCCGUAAGCUCCGCCCACCAGUUGUCAUUGAGGGGGAGGAGUCAGAGCUUGACAAACUGGUGGUGACAGCCACUGAGGUGCAGAUGGAUAUGAUGUCAGAGGAGGGCUCUGAGGGUUCAGAGGACAACGAGGACUUCUGUAUCCUAGAGGCUCCUGGGAUGGGUAUACCUGUGAGUCUCUGUUCUCUAUUUCAUUAUCUCUCUCUCUACUCUCCCUCUAUACUCUCUCUCCUGCUAUACUCUCUCUACUCUCCCUUUAUACUCUCUCUCUACUCUCCCUCUCUACUCUCCCUCUGUAGUCUCUCUCCCGCUCUACUCUCUCUACUCUCUCUCUCCUUCUAUACUCUAUACUCUCUCCCUCUCUAUACUCUCUUUAUAUAUACACUACUGUUCAGCAAUUCUGGCUUUUUAUUUGCAGCUCUGCCUAGAAGGUCAGCAUCCCGGAGUCGCCUCUUCACUGUUGACGUUGAGUCUGGUGUUUUGCGGGUACUAUUUAAUGAGGCUGCCAGUUGAGGACCUGUGAGACACCUGUUUCUCAAACUAGACACUAAUGUAUUUGUCCUCUUGCUCAGUUGUGCACCGGGGCCUCCCUACUCCUCUUUCUAUUCUUGUUAGAGACAGUUUGCGCUGUUCUGUGAAGGGAGUAGUACGCAGCGUUGUACGAGAUCUUCAGUUUCUUGGCAAUUUCUCGCAUGGAAUAGCCUUCAUUUCCCAGAACAAGAAUAGACUGACGAGUUUCAGAAGAAAGUUAUUUGUUUCUGGCCAUUUUGAGCCUGUAAUCGAACCCACAAUUGUUGAUGCUCCAGAUACUCAACUAGUCUCAAGAAGGCCAGUUUUAUUGCUUCUUUAAUCAGCACAACAGUUUUCAGCUGUGCUAACAUAAUUGCUAAGGGGUUUUCUAAUGAUCAAUUAGCCUUUUAAAAUGAUAAACUUGGAUUAGCAAACACAACGUGCCAUUGGAACACAGGACUGAUGGUUGCUGAUAAUGGGCCUCUGUACGCCUAUGUAGAUAUUCCAUUAAAAAUCAGUAGUUUCCAGCUACAAUAGCCAUUUACAACAUUAACAACGUCUACACUGUAUUUCUGAUCAAUUUGAUGUUAUUUUAAUGGACAAAAAAAUUGCUUUUCUUUCGAAAACAAGGACAUUUCUAAGUGACCCCAAACUUUUGAACAGUUGUAUGUGUAUAUAUACACAGUGGGGGAAAAAAGUAUUUAGUCAGCCACCAAUUGUGCAAGUUCUCCCACUUAAAAAGAUGAGAGAGGCCUGUCAUUUUCAUCAUAGGUACACGUCAACUAUGACGGACAAAUUGAGAAAAAGAAAUCCAGAAAAUCACAUUGUAGGAUUUUUUAUGAAUUUAUUUGCAAAUUAUGGUGGAAAAUAAGUAUUUGGUCACCUACAAACAAGCAAGAUUUCUGGCUCUCACAGACCUGUAACUUCUUCUUUAAGAGGCUCCUCUGUCCUCCACUCAUUACCUGUAUUAAUGGCACCUGUUUGAACUUGUUAUCAGUAUAAAAGACACCUGUCCACAACCUCAAACAGUCACACUCCAAACUCCACUAUGGCCAAGACCAAAGAGCUGUCAAAGGACACCAGAAACAAAAUUGUAGACCUACACCAGGCUGGGAAGACUGAAUCUGCAAUAGGUAAGCAGCUUGGUUUGAAGAAAUCAACUGUGGGAGCAAUUAUUAGGAAAUGGAAGACAUACAAGACCACUGAUAAUCUCCCUCGAUCUGGGGCUCCACGCAAGAUCUCACCCCGUGGGGUCAAAAUGAUCACAAGAACGGUGAGCAAAAAUCCCAGAACCACACGGGGGGACCUAGUGAAUGACCUGCAGAGAGCUGGGACCAAAGUAACAAAGCCUACCAUCAGUAACACACUACGCCGCCAGGGACUCAAAUCCUGCAGUGCCAGACGUGUCCCCCUGCUUAAGCCAGUACAUGUCCAGGCCCGUCUGAAGUUUGCUAGAGUGCAUUUGGAUGAUCCAGAAGAGGAUUGGGAGAAUGUCAUAUGGUCAGAUGAAACCAAAAUAGAACUUUUUGGUAAAAACUCAACUCGUUGUGUUUGGAGGACAAAGAAUGCUGAGUUGCAUCCAAAGAACACCAUACCUACUGUGAAGCAUGGGGGUGGAAACAUCAUGCUUUGGGGCUGUUUUUCUGCAAAGGGACCAGGACGACUGAUCCGUGUAAAGGAAAGAAUGAAUGGGGCCAUGUAUCGUGAGAUUUUGAGUGAAAACCUCCUUCCAUCAGCAAGGGCAUUGAAGAUGAAACGGGGCUGGGUCUUUCAGCAUGACAAUGAUCCCAAACACACCGCCCGGGCAACGAAGGAGUGGCUUCGUAAGAAGCAUUUCAAGGUCCUGGAGUGGCCUAGCCAGUCUCCAGAUCUCAACCCCAUAGAAAAUCUUUGGAGGGAGUUGAAAGUCUGUGUUGCCCAGCGACAGCCCCAAAACAUCACUGCUCUAGAGGAGAUCUGCAUGGAGGAAUGGGCCAAAAUACCAGCAACAGUGUGUGAAAACCUUGUGAAGACUUACAGAAAACGUUUGACCUGUGUCAUUGCCAACAAAGGGUAUAUAACAAAGUAUUGAGAAACUUUUGUUAUUGACCAAAUACUUAUUUUCCACCAUAAUUUACAAAUAGAUUCAUUAAAAAUCCUACAAUGUGAUUUUCUGGAGAAAAAAAAUCUCAUUUUGUCUGUCAUAGUUGACGUGUACCUAUGAUGAAAAUUACAGGCCUCUCAUCUUUUUAAGUGGGAGAACUUGCACAAUUGGUGGCUGACUAAAUACUUUUUUCCCCCACUGUGUAUAUAUAUAAUACUCUUUCUCUACUCUCUCUCCCGCUAUACUCUCUCUCCCGCUAUACUCUCUCUCCCUCUAUACUCUCUCUCCCUCUAUACUCUCUCUCCCUCUACUCUCUCUCAUAUAUAUAUAUAUAUAUAUAUAUAUAUAUAUAUAUAUAUAUAUAUAUAUAUAUAUAUAUAUAUACUCUGUCUCCCUCUAUACUCUCUCUCCCUCUAUGCUCUCUCUCUCUCCCUCUAUGCUCUCUCUCUCUCCCUCUAUGCUCGCUCUCUCUAUACUCUCUCUCUAUUCUCUCUCUCUAUAUAUAUACUCUCUCGCUAUACUCUCCCUCUAUACUCUCGCUCCCUCUAUACUCACUCUCUCGCUCCCUCUAUACUCUCUCUCUCGCUCUAUACUCUCUCUAUAUACUCUCUCUACAUAUACAGUGCCUUCGGAAAGUAUUCAGACCCCUUUACUUUUUCCACAUUUUGUUACAUUACAGCCUUAUUCUAAAAUGGAUUAAAUAAAUACAAAUCCUCAGCAAUCUACACACAAUACCCCACAAUGACAAAGCAAAAACAGGUUUUUAGAAAUUUUGAGCAAAUUAUUUACAUAAGUAUUCAGACCCUUUGCUAUGAGACUCGAAAUUAAGCUCGGGUCCUAUUACUCGCCGAUUAGUCGUAGUUCACAUGGAAUUUGAUUAUGUGACAUUAAGUACUAAACCUAUUCUGGUGUCCCAUGUUCAUUAAUUCACCCCCUCCCCAGCCCAGAGACGGGGAGCCCCUAGUGACGGUGCUAGCUGAGGGUCCUAUCAGGGUGAGGGAGGGCCACUUCUCCCGGCCGCGGGGCAGCUCUGACCUGCUGCGGGCCCCCAGCUGCUUCCCUGUCCCCCAGAGCAGGGUGGUGCUACGAGAGGUGUCUGUCGUCUGGCAUCUGUACGGAGGGAGAGACUUUGGGGGCAAGGCCAUGUCUACACACACGCAGCAUGGAAACAGGUCCAUAUACACAAAUGUACACACAACCCAGCAACAGGCACUUGAAUUUGGAAGAUUUCUCUCUUACUGAUCAUAAAGCUCCUUUCUCCCUCUCUCUCUUUCCCUCCCCCUCUUUCUCUAGGGGUCGCUCUGCCCCCUCUGGGAUGCGUGGGUCCCCGUCCCGCUCCGCUGCUCCGUCCCGGCCUCAGAACUCGUGGCGCUGGGCUGGAGGCGGCGGGCGUCAACACAACUUGCUCAUGGAGAUCCAGCUCACCAAGGUAGGUAGAGUGUAUAUACACUACAUGACCAAAAGUAUGGGACACCUGCUCAUCGAACAUUUCAUUCCAAAAUCAUGGGCAUUAAUAUGGAGUUGGUCCCCCCUUUGCUGCUAUAACAGCCUCCACUCUUCUGGGAAGGCUUUCCACUAGAUGUUGGAACAUUGCUGCGGGGACUUGCUUCCAUUCAGCCACAAGACCAUUAGUGAGGUCGGGCACUGAUGUUGGGCAAUUAGGCCUGGCUCGCAGUCGGUGUUACAAUUAAUCCCAAUGGUGUUUGUUGGGGUUGAGGUCAGGCCUCUGUGCAGGCCAGUCAAGUUCUUCCAAUACCGAUCUCGACAAAAGAUUUCUGUAUGGACCUCGCUUUGUGCACGGGGGCAUUGUCAUGCUCAAACAGGAAAGGGCCUUCCCCAAACAGUUGCCACAAAGUUGGAAGCACAGAAUCGUCUAGAAUGUCAGUUCAUCAAAUGCUGUAGCGUUAAGAUUUCCCUUCACUAGAACUAAGGGGCCUAGAAAAACAGCCCCAGACCAUUAUUCCUCCUCCACCAAACUUUACAGGUGGCACAAUGCAUUUGGGCAGGUAGCGUUCCCAGAUUCGUCCGUCGGACUGCCAGAUGGUGAAGCGUGAUUCAUCAAUCCAGAGAAUGCAUUUCCACUGCUCCAGAGUCCAAUGGCAGCGAGCUUUACACCACUCCAGCCAACGCUUGGCAUUGUGCAUGGUGAUCUUAGGCUUGUGUGUGGCUGCUCGUACAUGGACACCCAUUUCAUGAAGCUCCUGACGAACAGUUGUUGUGCAGACGUUGCUUCCAGAGGCAGUUUGGAACUCGGUAGUGAGUGUUGCAACCGAGGACAGAUUAUUUGUACGCGCUUCAGCACACAGCGGUCACGUUCUGUGAGCUUGUGUGGCCUACCACUUCACGGCUGAGCCGUUGUUGCUUCUAGACGUUUCCACUUCACAUUAACAGCAGUUACAGUUGACCGGGGCAGGUCUAGCAGGGCUGGAAUUUGAUGAACUGACUUGUUGGAAAGGUGGCAUCCUAUUAUUUUUCCCCUCAUCAACCUACACACAAUACCCCAUAAUGACAAAGCGAAAACAGGUUUUUAGAUUUCAUUGCAAAUUUAUAAAAAAUUAAAAACGGAAAUACCUUAUUUACAUAAGUAUUCAGACCCUUUGCUAUGAGACUUGAAAUUGAGCUCAAGUGCAUCCUGUUUCCAUUGAUCAUCCUUGAGAUGUUUCUACAACUUGAUUGGAGUCCCCCUGUGGUCAAUUCAAUUGAUUGGACAUUAUUUGGAAAGGCACACACCUGUCUAUAUAAAGUCACACAGUUGACAGUGCAUGUCAGAGUAAAAACCAAGCCAUGAGGUCGAAAUAAUUGUCCGUAGAGCUCCGAGACAGGAUUGUGUUGAGGCACAGAUCUGGGUGAAGGGUACUAAAAAAUGUCUGCAGCAUUGAAGGUUCCCAAGAACACAGUGGCCUCCAUCAUUCCUAAAUGGAAGAAGUGUCCUUACAGUACUCUAAAGAUAUUGUUUGCCUUUGAUUAUUUUCUCCGUACAAACUAGAAAGCUAAUUCAUUUUUCCCCCAUCAUAAGGAUAUGUUCAGUUCGAGUGUAGCAUAAAUGUCAACCAGUCCUUUUGUUAAUGUGGAGACAGCAAAAAGCUACAUAACCGGUACUAUGUGUUUACAACCAUGAGUUAAUUGUGUCAUUCCUGUUCCAGGUGAGCUUCCAGCACGAGUCCUACCCGGUGGUGGCGUCUGCGGCUGGGCCGGGUCAGGACGGAGAGGGGCCUGAGGUGGGGGUGGUGGGGGAGCAGCCUCUGUCCCGCCAGGUGUUCAUUGUUCAGGAGCUGGAGGUACGCGACCGCCUGGCCUCGUCCCAGCUUAACAAGUUCCUCUACCUGUAUACCAGCGAGAGCAUGCCCCGCAGAGCACACUCCAACAUGGUGAGAGGGGCUUUUUAUAGCCAUUUAUCAUAAUUUAUUUUCAUUGUGAAAGUCUGUUCUUAUUAAUGAUUCUCAUUUCCAGGGGAAUUAUAACGUUUUCUAUGAUAUUGGUUUGUUGUAAUCCUGUCUAAUAUGUUGUCCAUGUCUGUGUCUCCCAGUUAACAGUGAAGGCCCUGCAGGUGUGUCCAGACUCUGGUCUGGGUGGUCCAGAGUGUUGUUUAAGAGUCAGCCUCCUGCCCCUCCGACUCAACAUCGACCAGGAUGCCUUGUUCUUCCUGAAGGAUUUCUUCAGUAGUCUGGCUGCUGGAGUUAACCCCUACCUGCCUGUGGACCCUGCAGCUGAGGGUGAGCACCUUCACUGUGUUCUCUGUACUCUACAUAAUAAGUAGGGCCUGGGGGUUUUUUUCUGGCUCCGGUCACAUGGAUCAGGAAAGAAAUCAUACAUAGCAUACAUGGUGCUCUGUAUCAUGUAUCAUCUCCUCACCCACUUGAUACUUUCUCCUGUUUUCAUAAUAUUCUCUUUUCUCUCUGUCCUCUCACAGUGAAGACAGACCCUUCCCAGAAGCCCGCUGAGGAUGGGGUCAGUGGCGCUGAGACCACUGCUGGUCUGGGUCCUGACCUCACCGCUUCUGUAGAAACCACCUAUAGCGAGCAGAGCUCCUCAUCCGCUGGCUCCACCUCUUCCACUGAUCAGCCAAUCUACUUCCGGUAAUUAACUUCAUCCUCCCAAAGAGUAAAUCAACAGUCUAUUUUGAAUGUGUGGAAAUUAUUUCUACGUUGUCUUUCCUUCUCUUUCUAAGGGAGUUCCGUUUCACCUCUGAAGUUCCCAUCUGGCUGGACUACCAGGGCAAGCAUGUGGUCAUUGAGCAGGUGAAAGGACAAAGAACAUUUUAACUGCAAUGCUUUGUCAGUGAACUCAUCUCUGUGGUUAUAUUUUUGUUAUGUCACACACUUGACAUUUUCUUUGUGAUUGUUUCCUAGGGGACGUUUGCAGGGAUUCUGAUUGGUCUGGCCCAGCUGAAUUGCUCUGAGCUGAAGCUGAAGAGACUCUGCUGCCGACACGGGUACAACAACACUAACUCUGUGGGGUUUCUCUGUAGUCUGAAGCAAGUGUCUUUUUCAUAACGCUUUUCUCUAAUAUCUCUUCCUCCCAGACUUCUAGGAGUAGAUAAGGUGAUUCAGUACGCUGUCACUGAGUGGCUGACAGACAUCAGGAAGAACCAGCUGCCAGGCAUUCUGGGAGGUCUAGGCCCCAUGCACUCUGUAGUUCAGCUGUGUAAGUACAGGAAGUGACGUCACUUGUUUGGUGAUCUUUGUUUCUUGGCUUUUUUGCUAUUGUCCCUUUUAGUAGUUCCUGAGUUAUAACCAUAGUAAUAUAAUUGUUCUUUUGCAGUAUGGUUAUAGCUAGCAUACUCUCACAACCUCAUUUAGUGUUGAUCUCAUGAGUUUUUUGUGUGUGUAACUUUCUCUCUCUCUAGUCCAUGGAGUGAGGGACUUGUUCUGGAUGCCCAUAGAGCAGUACAGGCGGGACGGCCGCAUUAUCCGGGGUCUCCAGCGGGGGGCCGCGUCCUUCGGUACCUCCACUGCCUCUGCUGCUCUGGAGCUCAGCAACCGACUGGUGCAGGCCAUACAGGUACUACUGACCUCUAACCACAGACAGAUCAGCUGGAUACAGACGGUCUGUAAGUCACACAGCGGUAGAAUACCAAUCAUACAAGCAGCUCACAUAGACAUAGGUUGAAACAAUGCAUCCCAUGUACCACACAUGUUAAUACCACUAACCUUACAGUCACAUGUCCUAGAUCAGGGUUCUUCAAUUCCGGUCCUGGAGGGCCAAAACAGCUCUGUUUUUCAUCCUCUCCUUCUAAUCAGGGGCUAAUUCAGACCUGGGACACCAGGUGAGUGCAAUUAACUACCAGGUAGAAAUAAAAAACAGAAGUGUUUCGGCCCUCCAGGACUGGAAUUGAAGAACCCUGCCCUAGAUUGUGGCCAAAGGGUUAGCAUACCUAAACCAUGUAGGAAAGAACUGAAAGACUAGUAGCAACCGUAUGGGUAGAAGCCACUGGGACCAGUAAUACAGAUUCCUCCAUUACUAUGAUGUGCCUCACUCUCCUGAAGUGUUGUAAUAUUCCUGCUGUUUCUCCUCUAGGCCACAGCAGAGACGGUGUACGACAUCCUGUCCCCAACGCCCCCCCUGAACCGUUACAUCACAGAGGGCCGACCGCCCUCCAACCGGCCCCGCCGCGCCCACCAGCCUGCCGACCUCAGAGAGGGCGUGGCUAAGGCCUAUGACACCAUCAGAGAAGUACGUGUUCUACUGAUCAACAAAUCAAUCAAUAAAUGUUAAUUUAAGGCAACCAUUUUAGAAUAAUAGCAACAACAAAAGGCCUAGCACUUUCUUUCAUUUGAACACACAAACUUCUCUCACUCACCCCUCUGUUGUCUGUCUGUUUCCUAGGGCAUGAUGGACACAGCUCAGACGCUAUGUGACGUGGCGACUCGCGGGCAUGAGCAGAAAGGUCUGCCUGGUGCUGUGGGCGGAGUCCUGCGGCAGAUCCCGCCCACUGUGGUCCGUCCCCUAAUAGUGGCCUCUGAGGCAACAUCCAACCUACUUGGGGGCAUGCGGAACCAGAUCAAGCCAGAUGCACGGAAGGAGGACUUCUUAAAAUGGCGCUCCGAAGAAGGCCAAGAGUGA
Coregonus sp. 'balchen' is the source of this 35220-nucleotide messenger RNA. The record is from the annotation of a GenBank genome assembly. Lineage: Eukaryota; Metazoa; Chordata; Actinopteri; Salmoniformes; Salmonidae.